AUGGCAACCCGCAGCUCCCAGGCCGGACUCGCUCGAGACGACUCGAUGCCUGCGCCCGGCCACGCCGCCGACGACUCGCACAGCGCUGGAGGUAAGGCACCACCCGCUUCCGGGUACCUGCAGGGCGCCUGUUCGGCUUCGGCAGACGCUGACACAACAAACGCGGCAGCCGGCCCAAACGUCGCCAGCAGUUUGCAGCCCGCUCCGGGCGAGAACAACUACCCGCCGCAGGACAUGAUCGUCAGCGGUUCCACUUCUGUGAACAAUGCCUCCCGACUGCCGACGUCCACCAGCGAACCCUUUAUCGCUCCUGCCACCGGGUCCAACCCGCGCUUUAGCUUCGGGAAGCUGCCAAGCCGGGGCACCGACUCCUUCUCCUACGACUUUCUACCCAACGUCAAUUUCGACGACUUCCACGAGAGCCUCACCGGCCCCGAGCUGAGCGACUUCCCCGUCCCUGGAGGCGGCCGCUCCAUAUUCACGAACGAGGAGGGUGACAACGACAACAUGGCCGCCGCCCCGCCCGAGCGCAAGCCACCCAGUCGGGCUCCCAGCACCCAGGCCUACUCCCGCCGCCCGAGCCUGUCCCAGCGCCGCCAGCCCAGCCAGAGUGACCUCACCGAUGCAAGUGCAGGCCAGUCUGGUGCACAGCUUCCCGUCCGCACGCGCCGGCAGAGUCAGUUUCCGGGCCCCGCUCCAGUCUCAGAUAACUCAACCAUCUCAUCUGGCAACACUACAGUGCGCGGUCCCCGCAAGUCGGUCGGACCUGGUCUCCUUUCUGCGAGCGGUAUGGAAAACCAGAAUCAGUUCACACAGCGUAGGGAGGUGUCGCAAGGAAAUUUGGGACACAGUCGUUCGUUAAGCAAGAAUAACCGAACGGGCAAUCCGGGACCGGGCUACAAUUCUGACGUACCACGGCUCUCCACAGCAACGCGAAGCAGCAAAACGAAGUCACUUCUGCAGCCAUCGAGCCAAAGUUAUGCGUCCCUGUCACCGGAUCUAGGUCGUGCCGCGGGCAACGGGCGCUCCCCGACGAAGGGCGGCCCUGGCCCAAAGAUUGGCACUCCCUCCACUGCCAACAAGAGACAAUCCCUCCACCACACCAGCGGCCUCGGUGCACGAACGAUCAGCCCGACUGAUGCCCGACGGCUGAAACGCAUGUCAAUGGGACCGAACGUCGCCGCCUCACCGCGGAACCCGCCGACGCCUCAACCUGACACACAGCAGGAACCUCUGCCGACCUCAUACAGUCCUGCACUCGCUCUAAGAAAGAGUGUUACCCCUUCGUCCUCUGCUCGUGCCACGCCCGACAACAGUGCGGCAAAGUCAAUCCCAGCACCGGCACUGUCUAACAGCUCAAGCUUCAGCUCCCUCCGCGGCAACAGCCAGAUUCCCACUCGUUCAAACCAAGCCCUCUCCACGUCGCGCCUCCCAACCCCCAAGCCGCGAAACGUGCACAGCUCAGCUGGACCUGAGACUACCGAAGAGGUCCCUCCUGUGCCCGCCAUACCGAAAGCGUUUGGAACUCCACGCACAGAGAUUGAUCAGCCCCUUUAUCCCACCCCGGCAACGCCAGCAGCUGACGAGGGCAAUUGGAGCGCAUCCGUGGUGGAGAGCACCGAUAGCGAUAACAACAAGGGGAAGAAGAAGGAAGCCGAGGCGAACAAACCAGUCGAGGCGCCGGGUAAUGGUGACCAGAAGGCUCAAGGCACUGGCAGACCAAGGAGAGGACUCACCAUCGGAGCAGAUGCCGACGCAGACAAAGGUGGACACCAGCAAAAUAGCGGCCGUACUAACAAGGGCUUGGCGCCGCUCAGGCUGCCGCCUCUGAACCUGUUGCCUCUCAGCAAUCCAACCGCUGCGAAAAUCGCCUCGUAUCCGCAACCGUCGGCCGAAGUCGAUGAGCGUGAGCCAACGACACCUCCACCCAAGAGGAAUUACACAAAGACGCCGAGCACGCCAUUGACAGCGUCAAAGGCCACCUUCCCUUUCCACGACGAAGAGACGGACCAGCUACCACCGAUGCGAAGCAACACAUCGCACUACCACCUCAGGGCGCUUGAAACUCCCUCGUUUCCUCCUCUUCCUACGGAACCGCUGCCUAAUGAACCGCUACCAAACUCGGAGGACAAGAACAGCGACCGGACCAGUAAUACCACUCCCUACUCUACUAGCUCUUUACCCAAGAACGAAGACGAUCUUGGUGCUCUGAGCUCCAAGACACAGAACGAGUAUGAGUUUGGAAGCAUGGAGAAGGAGCCGCAAGGCUCUAGGUUGAACGGACCUAGGGCUCAGGCAACUCAUAACACCGCGAAGAAUGAUGCAUCGUCCGUUACUUCGACUGAACCAGAGACUCCAUCUUCUGGAUCUUCCAUCAGGCGGAAGCUGAGCCUGAGUUGGAAGAGAAGCUCAUCUAAGGGCCAGCACAGGAACCAGGCUUCCCAAGGGAAUAUUGGCUUUCAACCCACCAAUGAUCAGCCCCCUCAGCCCCCGAAGCAUCACGAUAUGCCGCCUCCGAAGGUCCCUGCCUCAGCCACUUGGAGUGGUCAUACCAACGCCACGUCGACCCCCAGUCCAUCUACCAAGACAGCACCCACGCCACGCACAGCGCGGAGGAAACCUUCUGGUUCCUUGUUUUCCAGUGAUUCUGAGGCGCAGAACUCGACGAACGGCGAGCGCAAGGUAUCGCUUUCUCACAAGGCCCAACCACCUCCGUACACGGGCCCUACAACUAGGUCGGCCUCAAGUUCUAUGAUGCACAAGAUGCUUGGAACCAAAAACUCCAUCAGUGCUCUCAAAGCGCGCUCUUUGGACACUAAUUUGGACAAGGAAGACCUUGCAGCGGAUGAAGAGAUGCGGAGGCUGAGCGCAAGACGGAAGGAUUUCGAACAGGCUGCCAGAGACGUUGACGACCUGCGCAAGAGAGCUAAGCCACAGGAGAGGGUGUCGCCAGCACAUGCGCUUCAAAUGGUACCCCUUAACAUCUUCGAACGCGGAGAGAUCAUCGACUACAAAGAUGUCUACUUCUGCGGUACGAAGAGCGCCAAGAAGCGGGUUGGUGAUUUACAUGCAUCAACGGCAAACUUUGGAUAUGAUGACGACCGUGGAGAUUAUCAAAUUGUCCUUGGAGAUCACUUGUCUUAUCGCUACGAGGUCGUGGAUGUGCUUGGAAAGGGCUCUUUUGGUCAAGUCGUGCGUUGCAUUGACCACAAGAGUGGUAAACUGGUGGCCAUCAAGAUCAUCAGGAACAAGAAAAGGUUCCACCAGCAGGCCUUGGUUGAGGUCAACAUCUUGCAAAAGCUGCGCGAAUGGGACCCUGAAAACAAACACAGCAUGAUCAAUUUCACGCAGCAUUUCUACUUCCGAGGUCACCUGUGUAUCUCAACGGAGCUCCUCGGCAUGAACCUUUACGAAUUCAUCAAGGCCCAUGAGUUCAAGGGCUUCUCCCUCAGGUUGAUCCGUCGCUUCGCAAGGCAGAUCUUGAGCUCGCUUGUGCUUCUCAAGGGCAAGCGUGUCAUUCACUGCGACUUGAAGCCCGAGAACAUUCUCCUUGCUCAUCCGCUGCAUUCGGAAAUCAAGGUGAUCGACUUCGGCUCCAGCUGUUUCGAGCACGAGAAGGUCUAUACCUACAUUCAAUCUCGUUUCUAUCGGUCGCCUGAGGUCAUUCUGGGCAUGAAUUACGGUCUGCCCAUCGACAUGUGGAGUUUCGGGUGUAUCCUUGCGGAGUUGCUCACCGGAUCUCCCAUCUUCCCUGGAGAGAACGAGCAAGAACAGCUCGCUUGCAUCAUGGAGAUUUUCGGACCGCCAGAGAAGCACCUCAUCGAGAAGAGCAGCCGCAAGAAGCUCUUUUUCGACUCCCUUGGCAAGCCUCGUGUCACGGUUUCGUCCAAGGGUCGCAGACGUCGCCCGAGCUCCAAGACGCUCGAGCAGUCCUUGAAGUGCAGCGACGACGCGUUCCUAGACUUCAUCGCACGUUGCCUUCGAUGGGAUCCUGACCGCCGGCUCAAGCCAGAGGAUGCCAUGAACCACGAAUUCAUCACUGGAAUCAGACGGCCCCGUGGAGGACCGCGUCCUGCCAAUGCCGCGGCCCAGGCGGCGGCAUCCCCUAUCAAGCGCUACAACACAGUUGCGCAUCAGACACCUCAGCGAACGAGGCCGUUGCCAGAGCCGCCGGCCACCAGCUUCAAGAACGGCGCAGCCCAGUCAUCUGGCACUGCCAGGGUUCCCGGUACCGGCUCGCCGGCAAAGACUGGACCUGCUCCUCGUCGCCAUUCGACAGUGAAUGGAAUGGCCAGCGGUCUCGGCAUGAAGCGGGGAUCUAACGGGCAGAACCAGAUGGGCGGUUCUACCAACAAUAACAACAACGCCCCCGCACCGCAAGGACAGAACAGUACCUUGCCGCGCGUGGCCCAGAGAAGUGUGAGCGGAAAGCCGGACCUAGCAUCGGCAGCCGCGGUGGCGAGCCUGCGGUCGCGCUAA
Molecule: messenger RNA, 4479 nt
Organism: Diplodia corticola
Lineage: Eukaryota; Fungi; Ascomycota; Dothideomycetes; Botryosphaeriales; Botryosphaeriaceae
Product: cmgc dyrk dyrk2 protein kinase
Exons: 4
Coding region: 1-4479 (1492 amino acids)
Biological process (GO): peptidyl-threonine phosphorylation; peptidyl-serine phosphorylation
Molecular function (GO): protein serine/threonine kinase activity; ATP binding
Source: RefSeq, a predicted model, not a curated record